UUCCUGCAAACUAUUGCGACAUUUCAACAAAUUGAAACUAGCAGCUCUGUAAGGACGAGACUUUUACAGGUCCAACUCUGCUUCCCUUUUUCAAAAUCAACUAGAAGCUACUCUCUACUGAAGUUUGAAGAAUAGAUGACCAGCAGGCAGGUGGCCUUACACUGUUAAGUGACCCGCUCCAGACAUUAGAGCUUCCAGCGCAUAAAGGACUAUCUCUCUCCAAAAUAGGUUGGCGAUUACCAUGACCAUGAGGAGUUUGUUCUCGAAUCACAGUCAUUAUGUUGAAACUUUUCAAGUCUUCCUCAAGAAGUCAACUGAACAUCAAUGCAUACUGGACUUCAUUCACAAGAAGCUGCCCCAAUUAAUAUCCAGCAUCAGCAAUGGAAAAACUGAUAUCAACGUUCUAAGUGUCGGCGGUGGUUCAGGGGAAAUUGACCUUGAGAUUCUUGCACGAUUGCAGUCGGACUAUCCUGGUGUGAUCAUUCAUAACGAUGUGAUAGAACCAAACGCAGAACAAAUAAACAGUUACAAAGAAUGUGUUGCAAAGACACCAGAUCUCAAGAACGUAAAGUUCACUUGGCACAAAGAGACAUCCCUGGAAUAUGAAAAUCGAAUUAUGGACAGCAAAGAGACGGGGAAAUGGAAUUUCAUCCACAUGAUCCAGAUGCUGUAUUAUGUAAACGACAUGCCAGCAACCAUUAGAUUCUUUCACAGCCUCUUGGAACCUGGGGCCAAACUCCUCAUUAUUCUUGUUUCAGCAUACUUAGCAGGCACAAAGAAUGCAACAGGAUGCAGUGGCUGGGCCAAAUUGUGGAGAAAAUAUGGUCCUCGUUUACCUCCAAAUGAUCUUUGUUUAUAUAUUUCUUCUGCUGAUGUUGAAGAGAUGCUUGAUGGUUCUGGACUGAAGUAUCAGACUUAUGAGCUUCCAUCAGACAUGGACAUUACAGAUUGCUUUAUUGAAGGGAGCAAAACUGGGGAACUUUUGCUUGAUUUUUUGACAGAAACCUGUAAUUUCAGUAAAACUGCCCCUCUUGAUCUGAAAAAUGAACUCAUUGAAGAUCUUAAAAAGCCUGAAUAUGGUGAAAGGAGAGGUGACAAAUAUUUUUUUAAUAACACUCUGAGCGCAAUAAUGAUUGAACAUUAAAAUGGAGAGAUUUACUUACAAACUUAAUGUCACUGUGAAACUUGUUUAAUGUUUUAAUAUCUCGAUUGUAUGUGAAACCUGAGACAAAUACAGACAGAAACACCCAAGUGGGAUUUAGUAUGUUGUGUCUUGAGUUAUCAUUGUUAAGAGUAUCAAUACCAGCAUGUGUUUGCAAUGUUGCAAAUAAAUAUUAAUAAAUUAAAAUUAAUAAAGUAAAUUAAAACUUACUUAAUUGGGAUGCCUAUCAUUAUUCCUAAGUGAAGGUCCCAUGUUGAGAUGAUGAAUCAGAUCUUGAAAAGACGGAAGCCUAUAUUCUGCUUGAUGAAGAAAGAGUGAUUGCCAACAAGUUUGCACUUAUGACUUGUUGCAGUGCCCUGCAAUUGUGCAAUCACUAUGUAUAAACACGAUUUGAAACCUUCAUGUAGUCACCAUUUAUAACUUUUCCUGCCAGCUUCCCCAGAAAGUCAAUGG
Messenger RNA from Pseudonaja textilis, 1615 nucleotides. The record is from RefSeq and is a predicted model, not a curated record. NCBI's taxonomy places the organism in Eukaryota, Metazoa, Chordata, Lepidosauria, Squamata, Elapidae.